This is a messenger RNA of Liolophura sinensis, 4060 nucleotides long. RefSeq names its product inverted formin-2-like. Gene Ontology annotation, molecular function: actin binding; small GTPase binding. Gene Ontology annotation, biological process: actin cytoskeleton organization. The record is from RefSeq and is a predicted model, not a curated record. Lineage: Eukaryota; Metazoa; Mollusca; Polyplacophora; Chitonida; Chitonidae.
AACCCUAUGGUAUUCUGUAUCAACGUGACUCAUCCCGUUCAUUCUAUACCUCACACAGCAUACGCGUAUGACCCCUGAGUCUAUAGGAAGGCAGUUCCCGUAGUCUCCAAGCAAACGUGGAGGUAAAGGUACCGAAUACUGAAUGGCAAGCCACACAACGGGGCUGAGGCUAACGCUUAGAUGACUGCAUAGGUACACACAUAGUGGCAGUUGAAUAACGCGGGACUUACACAGACUGGCAAAAGAGGAUACAUAAACUACUGCGGGUAGAGAGUACCACUCAACCACGUUAUUCAGAGGAUUAGGCUUAACUAGGUCUGCUACAUCCGGUAUCACCUGACUUACCAGGACUUGGGAUAGAGUUCUUUACCUGUAGUUGCACAGUUAGCACAGAGUUCGAGGCGGCAGUCAACUAUUUGUCGACUUUCAAAGGUGGGAUAGUUCGAGCUUCCGGGUUUAGACCUUCAAGUGGCUGAGAAAGUGGAUUAAGUGAGUCUACAAACAAGGCGAUUCCCUAGUGACAAGGGCUAAAGGGUCAUCUUUGGAGAAGGAUUUUCAGCAGAGACAAACACGGAAUAGAUCACUCAGUAAUUACGACCGUUGUCGUAUGAAUAUGGCAGCGAAACCAUCUGGUAACGCCGACAAAGACAGCAAAUCAAGUCGUUUCGCCAAACGCAAGAAACACCGCGCUAAACGUGCCCGGUCCGACGGGUUUGUGGUCGGUUUGGAUCUCACCCACGGGUCAGAGGACGAAGAAGAUGAAGGGCAUCAUAAACACAACCUGAGCGAGGCGGCGUCCUUCCUGGCAUGGAUUCGAAACCCGACUGUCCAGAACCUGGCCAAACUGAGGCGUGCCAUCAAGGCUGAUGACAAGGACUGGAUGGAAGAAUUCUUGGAAUACGACGGACUGGGAUUACUGUUUCAAUGCCUCAAGGACCUGAGCAUGUGUAAGGGACAUCACCUGUCAGACAUGGUUCUUAGGAUGGAGUGUAUUAUGUGUGUACGAGAAGUGAUCAAUUCACAGGUGGGCAUGGAGUCCUUACUCAAGCUCAGAGGCAAGACCAAUAUCUUUGGCAACCGUUUCGCAUCAGCUCUGGAGACGAAGAAUCUGAUGGUGAAGAUGCAGAUAUUUGAGCUGUUGUCCGCCUUGUGCGUUUACUCCCGGGCUGGCUACACUUUGACACUAGACGCUCUGCAGAGGUACAAGGCCUGGCAGAGGUUGCCUUAUCGCUUCAGUCUGCUCAUCCAGGAGUUGCGCACUUCAGAACUUCCGGCCUAUAAAUCAGCCGUCAUGGCGCUUAUCAACUCUGUUAUUGUGGCCAAUGAGAAUAUUCGUGACAGGGUCCGUAUCAGAAGCGAGUUUGUGUCCCUUAAUCUUUUGGAGAUCAUCCAUCAGCUGCGUGCAGAGGACGACGAGUACCUUAACGUUCAGUGUGACGUGUUCGAGGAGGAACUGAACGCUGACAAUGAAGCUCUACAGGAGAUGAACGACGGCAGUGUGGACAUCAGUAACACACAGGAACUCUUCAAGGCCAUCCUGCAGAGGGUCAAGGACACACCAAUUGAAGGACCAUUCCUGGGCAUUCUUCAAAACCUCUUCCAGCUGGAGACGAAUUCCCUUAACAGUGAGACCCUGUGGGAUACGGUGGAGAGGAACACCCAGGAGGUAGUGAGCUCACACGAUCACCCCAGCGACGGUUUUCAUCACAGGCACAGCAUCCCGUCCGGUAUGGGAGGCCCUAACUUCAGACCCGUUGUCCCAAUGGCGGAUAAAGGAGUGCAAACCGAUGACCAAAUGUCCCGGAUGUUACAGAGAAGUUCUGCUCUCCGCGGGCAAGGUCUGCUCGGUGGCAAGAAUGGCCCAGGUAGCACUAAGUCCUCCGAGUCCAAGUCCUUGACCGCCCCCCGCUUUAGCCGCUGCGACGAUGGAGCACAAUCUGGCGUCCCGGCGCCACCGCCAUCUCCACCGCCGGCACCUAUGCCUCCUUCAGCGGCGCCACCGCCUCCACCAGCACCGCCCCCGCCUGGAGGGGCCCCACCGCCGCCGCCACCUCCUCCACCACCUGUAGGUGGACCACCGCCGCCACCACCACCUCCCGGGUGCCCUCCUCCGCCUCCUGGACCCCCUCCCCCUCCCGGGGCUCCGGGGAUGGCACCGCCACCUCCUGUGGCUAUCAAGACGAUCAGUACCCCAGCUCCGAACUGUAAAAUGAAGACUCUAACGUGGAAUAAAGUGCCAACACAUGCCUACAACAAAAACAGUAUAUGGGAAGACGUGUUGAAAAUGGAUGACGCUAUUGACGUGGAAUAUGAGAAACUGGAGGAGCUUUUAGCUGUGAGCACUCCCAGUACACCGACAGACACGGAGAAACCCGUUAACAACAAACGGGCCAGCACCCAUAGCUUGGAGAUUACUCUCAUUGACGCCAAGAAAAGCAUGAAUCUGAACAUAUUUCUGAAACAGUUUCGGAAAUCCAACGAAGAAAUCGUUGAGCUUUUGAAGAAAGGCGAUCCAAGAGCUAUUGGUUCAGAACGAUUGAAAGGCCUGUUUAAACUUCUGCCCUCUCUAGAAGAGGUAGACCUCUUACAAGCCCAUGAGGACGAAAUGGAGAAACUGGGUCCUGCUGAGAAGUUUUACCUAAUGCUAAUAAAGGUGCCUUUCUACAGUCUGAGGCUAGAGGGCAUGAUCCUGAAGGGUGACUUCAAUUCUCAGAUGGGGGUGAUCCGCCCAAACCUACUGGCACUGUCUUCAGCGUGCAGAAAGCUUAUAGAUAAUAAGUCCGUCAAAAAAUUCCUCCGCUAUGUCCUUCACGCUGGGAACUUUAUCAACAAGGGAAACAAUGCCGGCAAUGCGAUUGGUUUCCGAAUUUCGUCCCUGAAUAAGCUAGCUGCCACCAAAACAAAUCAACCACGGGUAACUUUGCUGCACUACCUAGUGCAGCAAGCUCUUGAGAAAGACAAGGAAGCUUUGAAGUUUGCCGAUGAUCUCAUGGAAAUACUACAAAGGGCUGCUCGGACUACUCUCGAAGGGAAUGUCGCUGAAUUUAACCAAAUCAGGAACAAUGUGAACAAGCUAAAGAAGGAAUUAGAAGGUGCCGACGAAAGCAUUCGGGAGCAGUUCAAAUCAUUCCUUGAAGAGGCUGAGAUGGACCUGGAGGACGUAGAAGAGUGUAUAGAGCGCGUGAGAAAACAAUCCAAAAGGCUGGCCGAACAUUACUGUGAGAACCCAAACUCCUUCAAAAUGGACGAGUUCAUGGACUCAUUCCGAGAGUUCUGUGAGAAGGUCAAGCUCUGCGAACAGGAAAACGACAACCGGCGGGUCCAGGCGGAAAAUGCAGAAAAGAGGCGAAAGGCGCACGAAGGAAUGGCCGGCAGACGGAAAUAUGGUUCAUCGAACCCAUCUGACGGACAGAAGAAGAUUGUGGAUGGACUGGUGAAUGAGAUCAAGAAAGGUGCGGUAUUACGUCGGUUAUCCCUGCGACGAAAAGCUCAGCUAGCUACCAAGGACAUGGGAGAGAGUGAAAUAUAGCGCACAUCUAUUCACCGAUAUGAACAAUGCCCACUGUAAAGAUGGGGUGAUAAGUGUUUGUUGUAGUUCACUUUAUCCCGCUGGUAUUCCAUUGCACUAAUAAAGAGAAAUAUGCCCGUCAGCUUCCCCUACCAGUUGCCAGAAGGUUCGGUUGUGAAGAUUAAUAAAGUGUGACAACGAGCAGCACAAUAUAGUGGCUUUUUAGGCUUUACAUCACAUUACCUAGAAACAACAUUUGACCAACGGAAUGCGUCUGAAAAACAAGACGUGAAAAUACAACCAACUUGCUGAAUUGUGGAGGUGGAGCGGCUGAAUUGUGGAGAUGGAGCUGCUGAAUUGAAGAUACGGAGUUGCUGAAUUAAUGAAACGGAGUUGCUGGAUUGUGGAAAUGGAGGUGCUGAAUUGUGAAGAUGGAGUUUCUGAAUUGUGGAGAUGGACUUGCUGAAUUGUGAAGGUGCAUAGAAACUCGAUCCACUCCCAGAGUUGCUGAGAAGAAACUGAAAGUUAAAGCUAGUGCGUUUCUCUUGGAAC